Molecule: messenger RNA, 1338 nt
Organism: Brassica napus (rape)
Lineage: Eukaryota; Viridiplantae; Streptophyta; Magnoliopsida; Brassicales; Brassicaceae
Exons: 2
Coding region: 1-1338 (445 amino acids)
Biological process (GO): DNA integration
Molecular function (GO): nucleic acid binding
Source: RefSeq, a predicted model, not a curated record
AUGGCCUUAGCUGUCGUUACCUCGGCCAGGAAAUUGCGACCCUACUUUCAGUCGCACACGAUCGAAGUGCUCUCCAACCAACCGCUCCGAACGGUUAUGCAGAAUACCAACCAGUCAGGACGAUUGACUAAAUGGGCGAUGGAGCUGAGCGAACACGACAUCGUGUACAGGAAUCGCACAGCAGCAAAGUCACAGGUUCUUGCAGACUUCCUGAUCGAAUUAACACCAGAGUUGGAGCAAGACCUCAUCCUACCAAGUUUGAACUGGAUCCUCCACGUUGACGGUUCAUCCACGAGUAAAGGGUCGGGGGCAGGAGUGCAACUGCAAUCACCAACAGGAGAACUCAUCCGGCAGUCAUUCGGUUUUGGUUUUGCGGCGUCAAACAACGAGGCUGAGUCGAGUCUCUCAUCGCAGGGCUCCGUCUCGCCAAGGCACCAGUACCUCGGCGACUACGACGUCCGUAACGAAAGGAUGGACGCCUACCUAAAACUCGUCCAAGACCUCACGCGAGACUUCGAGUUUUUCGAACUCACGAAGGUUCCUCGCGGAGAAAAUGUCUGUGCCGACGCCCUCGCUGCUCUAGGAAGCAAGCUACACGAUCAAGUCAAGAGGACAAUCCCAAUCCAUAAAAUCGAGAAACCAAGCAUCGACACUAGGGCGGAACAGACCGCAAUCGCAGCAGCGAUUAGCGAAGCAAUGGACAUCGACGAAGCAGAACCUCCUUCGCAAGACGAUCAGCCAACAGAUUGGCGCAAGGAACUCAUCAAUUACCUCACUGAAGGUUCAUUGCCCACCGAGAAGUGGGACGCGCGGCGACUGAAGCGACGUAGUGUACACUACGUUGUCAUGGACGGGGAACUACACCGAUGGACCGCGACGAAGGUGCUACUCAAAUGUAUCUCCGGCGAAGAAACGAGAUUAGUCAUGGCCGAAACACAUGAAGGAGCAGCAGGCAAUCACUCGGGGGGACGAGCUCUUGCAUUAAAAGUGAAGAAUCUGGGAUUCUACUGGCCAACCAUGAACGCCGACUGCGAAAAAUACGUGCGCAAGUGCGACAAAUGCCAGCGUCAUGCUCCCACCUUACACAGCCCAACGCAGUUCCUUCAUACCCUGACUGCUCCAUACCCAUUCAUGCGAUGGGGAAUGGACAUCAUCGGUCCAAUGCCGGCAUCUCGCCAAAAGAAGUUCAUCCUGGUUCUCACAGACUACUUCACCAAGUGGGUCGAAGCCGAAGCCUAUGCCAACAUCACCGACAAGGAGGUGCAAAAUUUCGUCUGGAAGAACAUAAUCUGCCGACACGGGCUCCCAUACGAGAUCAUAACAGACAACGGUUCGUAA